UCCUCUCCCCCUAUAUUUUCCUUCUUUUUAAACUGGGCACAGCAAGGAUCCCUUAUUUAGAGCGCCCGCCCCUCUUUUUUCUUUUUUGGUUAUUUGGUUACACUGGUUUUGCGUUACUACUAGAGAGGGCUCUUUUUGGUUAAGCGCAAGUUAUUCUAUUUUUGACUGGGACCCCGAGACUGCAAAUCCAGCAAGAAUCCAACUGGGUUGCUAUCAAAUCUUAACUGAGCAGCAAACCGUCCCCAUUUGCUCAAAUCAUUACUUGUUCUCUUAUUUCCAGUUCUUGCUGCUGCCGCUGCUAUUGUUUUUUGUUAGGGUUAUUUCUCAAAAGAUGGCUGAGAGUUUAGACGACGGUGAGUUUUGGCUGCCCCCUCAGUUCCUAACCGACGACGAUAUGUUCAUGGACGAUAGCAACAAGAAGAAGAGCAGUAACUGCAGUAAUAUCAAGACUGUUAAAGAUGGGUAUGGCCUUGAAACGGACUGUUUCAAGAAUUUCUUUCCGUUUGAGUUUGGUACUUUUGGGAUUUCUUCGGAUCUCAGUUCUCCGGUUGAUGAGUCGGUUAUUAGCUCUACCGAAGAGAGUGAUGAAGAGGAUUACAUCGCUGGUUUAACCUGCAAAAUGGCUCGUUCGACACUCGAAACAUGUGGAAACGAAACCACCAAGGAGGCUCUGUUAUCUGGUUCACCGCAAUCAACACUAUGCGGAGUUGUUGGAAAUGGGUAUAGAAGUAGCCAAGGUUCAAGCCGUGGAGGAAGUCCAAAUGGGUGCUCUAAGGUUUCCUCACAGCCGGCCACUUGGGAUUUACUGCAUGCGGCGGCAGGUGAAGUGGCAAAAAUCAGCAUGAAUCAACAAGAAGAAGGGUGUUAUUAUGGCUUCAACCGUGGAAUCUUGGGUCCACCUCGAAAACCCUCUCAAGUCUCUGUUCCUCUCAAAAGCUCAAACCACCAGGAUUUUAAUCUCUACAACGGCAACCUACAGCACUCACUUUCUUACCAGAAGUUACAGGCAUCUCAAUUUCAGCAGCUGAGGCAGCAACAAAUGAUGAAGCAACAGAGAAAUAAUGUUUGGGCAGCAGGGCCGCAAACAAAGGGACUUUACCAACAACAGCAACAAAAACAACCAGUAGUCCACGACAGCAGAGGAAGGAAUCAUGGAAAACCAUUGGGUUUGUGUCCAUCUGCCUGGCCUCCUCUACAGCAGGCUCAGCAACAGGACCAAGGCAAUUUUGGCAUGCGGGCUGUGUUUCUUGGCAAUACUGGUGCGAAAAGGGAGUGUGCUGGCACUGGCGUUUUCUUGCCUCGCCGUGUUGGAGCCCCAACUGAAACUCGCAAGAAGCCAGCUUGCUCGACGGUGCUGUUACCAGCUAGAGUUGUUCAAGCCUUGAACUUGAACUUGGACGACAUUUCUCCUCAGCCCCAAUAUCAGCCUCCUCGUUUUAAUGGAAGUUUCAUUGCGGAUAGUAAUAAUGCAUUGAGGUUUCGUAAUAACAAUAAUGUUUCCUAUCAGAAGCGCAAUCUCAGGCCACAGCCAGAAAUGAACAAUGAAGUGAGGUUACCUCAGGAAUGGACUUACUGAACGACCCAUCAUUUUCAAUGGGGUUUAAUUAUAGUCUUAUUGUUUUGUUCUUUUGGUUAGGAGUUUUAGGAAAGUGAAAGGAGAUUUCAAAGUUGAAAGAAAAUAAAAAAUGAAUGGAUAAUUGUUAGUUCUCUAUGUAGGAUAAAGCGCUAGUAUUAGUAUAAAACAAAUAGUUUUCCGGAGGAAAUUGGGAAAGAAGGAUGGUUUCUGGGUAAGAAUUAGGGCAAAAAUAAUUUUUCAAGUUUCAGGAUAACAAGUAUUAUACGAUGCAGCAGGAGCGGUAGCAGAUUUUGUUCGUUUUUGUUUGGCUCAAGGGAAAAAGAAAAGCUGGGUGGAAAGGAGAUUCUCUAUUUCUCUGCUUUGGUGUUUCAGAUUUUAAAAUAAGUGUGAUUUUGCUUUUUGGAAAGAGAGUCUGAUGAGAGUAGUGUGAUUAGUGAAAGGAGGAGUGAGAUAUGGUAACUCCCUUCUUCUUGUAAUGCCAUCACUGUAAAUGGGUAUUUUGCGUCAUCUAUCUGUAAAAUGCUUCAUUGCAGGCCUGUCCACCCACUCUCCAAUGGCCAUCAAGUAAUAAAAUAAUGAAAUGGGUAUUUGAUUUUUCAA
Ricinus communis (castor bean) is the source of this 2176-nucleotide messenger RNA. RefSeq lists its product as uncharacterized. The record is from RefSeq and is a predicted model, not a curated record. The coding region runs from base 332 to 1576 and encodes 414 amino acids. The transcript has 5 exons. Lineage: Eukaryota; Viridiplantae; Streptophyta; Magnoliopsida; Malpighiales; Euphorbiaceae.